AUGGAUGUGCCCGGCCCGGUGUCCCGGCGGGCGGCGGCGGCGGCGGCGGCCACCAUGCUCCUUCGCACCGCCCGGGUCCCUCGCGAGUGCUGGUUCUUGCCCACCGCGCUGCUCUGCGCCUACGGCUUCUUCGCCAGCCUCCGGCCGUCGGAGCCCUUCUUGACGCCCUACCUGCUGGGAUCGGACAAGAACCUGACUAACCGGGAGGUCUUCAAUGAAAUUUAUCCAGUAUGGACUUAUUCUUACCUGGUGCUGCUGUUUCCUGUGUUCCUUGCCACAGACUACCUCCGUUACAAGCCUGUCAUUCUGCUGCAGGGACUCAGCCUUAUUGUCACAUGGUUCAUGCUGCUGUAUGCCCAGGGACUAUUGGCCAUUCAGUUCUUGGAAUUCUUCUAUGGCAUUGCCACAGCCACUGAAAUUGCCUAUUACUCAUACAUCUACAGUGUGGUAGACCUGGGCAUGUACCAGAAAGUCACAAGUUACUGUCGAAGUGCCACCUUAGUGGGCUUCACAGUGGGUUCUGUCCUAGGGCAAAUCCUUGUCUCAGUGGUGUGCUGGCACCUCUACAGCUUGAAUGUCAUCUCCCUUACCUGUGUGUCUGUGGCUUUUGCUGUGGCUUGGUUUCUGCCAAUGCCCCAGAAGAGCCUCUUCUUUCACCACGUUACUUCCUCCUGCCAGGGAGUGAAUGGUAUCAAGGUACAAAAUGGUGACAUUGCUACUGACACCCUAACUUGUAACCACCUUCCUGGGUGGGAAGAUAUUGAGUCAAAGAUCCCCCUGAAUUCGGAGCAGCCUCCUGUGGAAGAACCGGAGGAGCCCAGGACAGACCGACUCCGUGUGCUGAAGAUACUAUGGAAUGACUUCUUGAUAUGCUACUCCUCCCGUCCCCUGCUCUGCUGGUCUGUAUGGUGGGCCCUCUCCACCUGUGGCUAUUUUCAAGUGAUAAACUACGCACAGGGCCUGUGGGAGAAGGUGAUGCCUUCUCGUCAUGCUACUAUCUACAACGGUGCUGUGGAGGCCGUUUCAACCUUACUUGGUGCUAUUGCUGUGUUUGCAGUUGGUUAUAUAAAAAUAUCCUGGUCAACUUGGGGAGAGAUGACAUUAUCUCUGUGUUCUCUCCUGAUUGCUGCUGCAGUGUAUGUCAUGGACAUUGUUGGCAAUAUUUGGGCAUGCUAUGCAUCCUAUGUUGUCUUCAGGAUCAUUUACAUGGUUCUCAUCACCAUAGCAACCUUUCAGAUUGCUGCAAACCUUAGCAUGGAACGCUAUGCCCUUGUGUUUGGUGUAAACACCUUCAUUGCCCUGGCUCUGCAAACUCUUCUCACUGUGGUUGUGGUAGAUGCCAGUUGCCUUGGUUUAGAAAUUAGCACUCAGUUCCUGAUCUAUGCCAGUUAUUUUGCACUCAUUGCUGUGAUUUUCCUGGUUAGUGGGAUAGUCAGUGUUAUAAAGAAAUGUCAAAAGCCAGAAGAUCCAGAAGCAAGCUCUGAAGUAACCACUUCCUAAUGUGCUGCUGAAGUCCUGCUGCUUGUAAGCAAGAACUCUGCACAGCAACCGCCUGGAUGUAUUUACCUUUUUUAGACAAAUAUUUAUGAAUGUGUAUUUUUCAUGGCUUCAAAGCAGCCACUCAAUUGAUACCUUGUAUUUCUGGAGUAACAUAAUACUGUUGAGAAAAGACAGAAAGUGAAAGUUUUUUGUUUUUCAUGGAUUAUUUAUGAGAGUUAAUUUAAGGAUGACUUUUGCUAAUUCAAAAGAGAACUUGAUCUUGGAAACUGAGUAUUCAAGAGGAAUCAAGCAUCACAUCAUGCUGCAUACUUGAUGAGCAAGUGAGUUUGAUGUUUUAUAGGUCACAUGCAUCUCUGUCUCCACUUAGCCAAACCCUUGGCCUGCUGGGACCAGGGCUUCACAGAGGCUGUGGAUGUUACAAGUCCUGACAGAAGUAUGUUCUACAGCACGUGUUCUUUUCAACUUCAUUCUGCUUCACAGAGGCCAUGGGAUGCCAUGAUAGAAGCAUGUUCUGGCAGCACGUGCUCUUUUCAACUUUGUUCUAAUUUUGAGCAUUUGUGUUUCUACAGAUGAAAAUUGUUCCUAUCACUGGCAAUAUUUGCUCUGGUUUAAUGUUCUGUCCUAUAAGGAGUGUCAUUUCUAAUUUUAUUUUUUAAAAUUCAUUGUAUGAAUGUUCUUGGUUCUCAUCCUGACCAUUAUGUUUGUGAAAACUUUCUUUAGAAGUACAUUUUUACAUUGUUCAUAUGCUUCCCAGAGAAGCUCAUUUAAUCAGAAAAGGAGGCAAGUUUUAAAGCCUGCUAAUAAUGUAAAUGAAGAGACCUAAUCAGAAAUGUUAGGGUAGGUUUGCUACCUACAUGAAAAGUCAUAUAUAAGUUAGAGAUAUAAUUAUCCCAUUGUAUAUUUACAUUCCCCUUUAUUUCCAAUUUAAAGCAGAGGUCUUUCCCUUUACAAUAUCUUCAUUCCAAUUUAUGUUUCAUAUUAUUUUGGCUUUCUUAUCCAAAGUGAAGAUGUUAGUGGGAGUUCAAUUAUUCCAAGGCCUUUUUAAUGAACUGAGCCCCUUUUUAAUUAUUUCAUUGGGGCAGGAAAUAGAACAUACUUGACCCCUGCAUUUUGUACCUUAAAUCUGCCCCUGUUUCUAAGGGUAGAUUAUCUUGGCUGUCAGCUUGAAUUAAAAUUUACUAGUUAUCCCAUUUCUAAGUUACAUGAAAAAAUGUUCUAUAUGCAAGGAUGCUAACAUUUGUGAGACAUGAAAAUAUUUUAAAGCCAACUUUGUUGCCUUACUGUGCAAAGACUCUAGGCAGGCAGUUUUAAGUGGGGAAUAAACUUUUAAGAAUGAUUCAGGGCUGGAGAGAUGGGUUAGCGGUUAAGGCGCUUGCCUGCAAAGCCAAAGGACUUAGGUUUGACUCCCCAGAACCCAUGUAAGCCAAGUGCACAAAGUGGCAUAUGUGUCUGGAGUU
Jaculus jaculus (lesser Egyptian jerboa) is the source of this 2957-nucleotide messenger RNA. RefSeq names its product solute carrier family 19 member 2 (gene Slc19a2). Bases 1 to 1500 code for a protein of 499 amino acids. Gene Ontology annotation, molecular function: vitamin transmembrane transporter activity. The record is from RefSeq and is a predicted model, not a curated record. Gene Ontology annotation, cellular component: plasma membrane. Lineage: Eukaryota; Metazoa; Chordata; Mammalia; Rodentia; Dipodidae. Gene Ontology annotation, biological process: vitamin transport; transmembrane transport. The transcript has 6 exons.